GGGAAAAAAAUACACAAAAACAGGAUGGAAAAACCUCCCUUAUCCCCUUGCCUUGCCUUGUUCAUCCCCAUCGCUUAAACCCUUCCUCCCUCUGCAACUCUCCCGCUCUUUCCCCAUCCAUGGCGUUCACUUUCCCUACCCAUUUCCCAAUUCUCACUCCCAUCCCAUCUCACUUCUCCCGGAAGCCCAUCAUUCCCCAUCAACCAUUUCUAUCACUCUACAAAACCCACUUCCGUUCUCACUACCGCCCGCGGGCUAUUGGACCCGACGGCAAGUACUAUCCAACACCAUCCGGCGACGACCCACCCGAAGCACCGGAGGACACCGCUCACGGAAUCAACAAGUUCGCGCAGAUUCACAUUCAAGCGGACCGAGCUCGCAAGGUCCAGGAGGAGGAUUUCAAGAAGCACCAAUCCAAUUAUCUAGAUGCCUUGGCUGAAUCUGAAGACCCUUCUGUAAGUCCUAACUCUUUGGAUUACGAGAACUCUGGGGACGACUUGUUUGGGGAGAUUGAUAAGGCUAUUGCCCUGAAAAGGGAAGAAUUCAUUAAGAAGGGGCUCUUGAAACCGAACGCUAAGAAAGAAUCUGCAGCAGGGGAUAACGGAAAUGUUGUUAGUGGAAUUGAGGAGUUGGAACCCGAGGAAGUGGUGGAUUUGGAAGAGAUUGAUGAAUUACAAGGUGUUAGAAUUGUGGAUGCUGACUCUGAUGGGGAUGAAGCCACUGGGUUUGAAGAGGGAAUUGUUGUACCUGGUGGUAAAUCCGAUGCUGGGUUAUCUUCGGACCAGUCUUUCGACCUCGAUUUCGACAGUUUUGGAAAACUGAAGGUGAAUGUGGUUGAACCAAAGUUCAGGAUGAGUCUAGCUGAGCUUUUGGAUGAUAGCAAAGUGGUUCCUCUUUCGGUUUCUGGCAAUUUGGAGGUAGAGAUUACCGGAAUUCAACAUGAUUCCAGACUUGUUACUGCUGGCGAUUUGUUUGUGUGCUGUGUUGGGAAGAGAACUGAUGGACAUUUGUAUUUGAGUGAAGCUGAUAAGAGAGGAGCUGUUGCAGUUGUAGCCAGUAAAGAGAUUGAUAUAGAGGAGACAUUAGGGUGUAAAGCAUUGGUGAUAGUUGAAGAUACCAAUGCUGUUUUGCCUUCUCUAGCUGCUGCCUUUUAUCGGUAUCCCUCCAAAAAUAUGUCUGUAAUUGGGAUAACCGGGACAAAUGGGAAGACAACCACAGCACAUUUGAUUAAAGGGAUGUAUGAAGCAAUGGGGUUGAGAACUGGGAUGUUGAGUACAGUUUCUUAUUAUUUACAUGGCGAUACCAAAUUGGAGUCUCCAAACACAUCUCCAGAUUCUGUCUUGGUUCAGAACUUGAUGGCUAAGAUGUAUCAUAAUGGGACAGAAGCUGUAGUGGUGGAGGCAUCUUCUUAUGGGUUGGCAUUAGGGAGGUGCAAUGAGGUAGACUUCGAUAUUGCUGUGUUUACCAAUUUGACAAGAGAUCACUCUGAGUUCCCAGGAACUGAUGAAGAAUAUAAGGAUGCUAAGGCUAAGCUUUUUUCUAGGAUGGUUGAUCCAGAGAGGCAUAGGAAAGUCAUUAACAUCGAUGACCCAAAUGCUCCUUUCUUUAGGUCACUAGGGAAUCAAGAUGUGCCUGUUGUAACCUUUGCAAUGGAGGAUAAGAGUGCUGAUGUUCAUCCCUUGAAGUUUGAGCUGUCGCUGUUUGAGACACAAGUGUUGGUUAAUACCCCCCAGGGGAUAUUGGAAAUUUCCUCAGGGUUACUUGGGAAGCAUAACAUUUACAAUAUCUUAGCUGCUGUGGCUGUCGGGAUUGCUGUUGGGGCUCCAUUAGAAGAUAUUGUAAGAGGUAUUGAAGAGAUUGAUGCAGUACCUGGUAGGUGUGAGCUAAUAGAUGAGGAGCAGGCGUUUGGGGUAAUUGUGGACUAUGCUCGUACUCCAGAUGGUCUAUCUAGAUUGCUUGAUUCAGUGAGGGAGCUUGGGCCUAGGAGAAUUAUCACUGUGGAUAUCUUGGAUGACAUGCUGGCUGGAGUAGGAUGGACAAUGCAGGAAUAUUUGAAACAUGGGGAGAAUGACUAUUACCCUCCUCUCCCAAAUGGCCAUCGUCUUUUUCUACAUGAUAUUAGACGUGUAGCCGUGCGUUGUGCUGUUGCUAUGGGUGAAGAAGGCGAUGUGGUUGUUGUUGCGGGUAAAGGCCACGAGACAAAUCAGAUAGAAGGAGACAAGAACGAAUUCUUUGAUGAUCGGGAGGAGUGCCGGGAAGCAUUGCAGUAUGUCGACGAGCUCCACCAAGCAGGGAUUGAUACAAGCUUCCGGAAAGCCAUUGACUUCGUCACCAAACUUCUGGUGCAAGUAAGCCUGAAGCUUGAGAAUCAUGUGCCAUGGAGCAGGCAGCACUGCAGGAAUGAAACUCCCCAUAAAAACAGAACCAGAAUCUCUAAUUCUCUGAAUGUGGAAUAUCAUACACAGAAGAGAAUUUGGUGGAUUUGA
Linum tenue is the source of this 2486-nucleotide messenger RNA. The record is from the annotation of a GenBank genome assembly. NCBI's taxonomy places the organism in Eukaryota, Viridiplantae, Streptophyta, Magnoliopsida, Malpighiales, Linaceae.